AAGACAUCUGGCCACUUCCCGAGUCACUUCUCUGGUCCUGCGGGCGCCAGCAGCGCCGAGCCCCGCCCGCCGCCAGCCGAACCCCGCGUGCGGACCGGAGGCGGUCACGCUCUGGCCUUCUCGCCAGCCUCCUGCGGAGCCAGGCCGGAGCUACGCGCGCCCGUCUGUCCCGCCGCCACCCACCCAAGUCCGGCCGCCUAGUCCAUCAGACCGUCGGCGAUGUUUUAUUUCCACUGUCCGCCACAGCUAGAGGGCACUGCACCCUUUGGCAACCACUCUACAGGGGAUUUUGAUGAUGGGUUUCUGCGAAGAAAACAGCGAAGGAACCGGACGACCUUCACCCUUCAGCAGCUGGAAGCUCUUGAGGCAGUCUUUGCCCAAACACACUACCCAGAUGUCUUCACCAGAGAAGAGCUAGCCAUGAAAAUAAACCUCACAGAAGCCAGAGUGCAGGUUUGGUUCCAGAACCGAAGAGCCAAGUGGAGGAAAACAGAGAGAGGGGCCUCCGACCAGGAACCAGGUGCCAAGGAACCCAUGGCAGAGGUGACGCCACCACCUGUGAGAAACAUCAACUCCCCGCCCCCUGGGGACCAGGGCCGGAACAAGAAAGAGGCGCUGGAGGCCCAGCAGAGCCUGGGGCGAACUGUGGGUCCUGCUGGUCCUUUCUUCCCCUCCUGCUUACCAGGGACCCUCCUGAACACAGCCACCUACGCUCAGGCCUUGUCACACGUGGCCUCCCUGAAGGGGGGUCCACUGUGUUCUUGCUGUGUCCCAGAUCCCAUGGGGCUCUCCUUCCUCCCCACCUAUGGCUGCCAGAGUAACCGCACAGCCAGUGUGGCUGCCCUGCGCAUGAAAGCCCGUGAGCACUCGGAAGCCGUCCUGCAGUCGGCCAACCUUCUGCCAUCCACCAGCAGCAGCCCCAGCCCUGCUGCCAAGCCAGCUCCCUCCGACAGCAGCCAGGACAAGACCCCUCCCACCAAGGAACAGAGCGAGGGAGAGAAGAGUGUAUGAGGGUCCAGAGUGCCCCCGCCUGCUGUGUCCUCCUCCCUGCCCUCCUGCUUCUCCCAGCCUCAGCCCUGCAAACUCUGAUA
This is a messenger RNA of Marmota flaviventris (yellow-bellied marmot), 1091 nucleotides long. The record is from RefSeq and is a predicted model, not a curated record. Lineage: Eukaryota; Metazoa; Chordata; Mammalia; Rodentia; Sciuridae.